Elaeis guineensis (African oil palm) is the source of this 3326-nucleotide messenger RNA. RefSeq names its product pentatricopeptide repeat-containing protein At2g34400. NCBI's taxonomy places the organism in Eukaryota, Viridiplantae, Streptophyta, Magnoliopsida, Arecales, Arecaceae. Gene Ontology annotation, biological process: RNA modification. Gene Ontology annotation, molecular function: protein binding; RNA binding. The record is from RefSeq and is a predicted model, not a curated record.
CCCCAGUCCGUCCGUUAUCAAGUCCCGUUCUUCAGUCUUCUCGUCGCCUUCGCCUUCCCCACCGUCAUAUGCGUCGAACGCUCUCCACUUCCUUCUCGAAAUCCAGUCUUCAAAACCGUGCCGACGCCCUUCUCUCUGGCCACGCCCGCUCGAGCCGCGCCGACGAUGCCCUCGCUCUCGUCGACGCCACGCCCCACGCCGACGCUCGCUCCUGGAAUGCCGCCCUCUCUGGCCUCGCCAAAUCCCGCCACCCCCGCGAAGUCCUCACCUUUUUCCUUCGCAUGACCCGAAGUCCCACAAAACCCGAUGACUUCACCUACGCUACCAUCAUUCCUUGCUGCCAUUUGGCCGUCGGUCGUCAAGUCCAUGCGCGGAUCGUCAAGGUUUGCUCGAACUCGGACCCUUUUAUCGGCACCAAUCUGGUAAGGAUGUAUGCGGACAAGGGUGAGAUGGGGGACGCGAGGAAGAUGUUUGAUGGAAUGCCUGAAAGAGAUUCUGUGUCUUGGAACGUUUUGGUGCAUUGUUAUUCAAAGUUUGGGGCGGGCGAUUUGUGCCUGCAGCUGUUUCGGGAGAUGGUUCGUGAAGGGAUUUGGUUGGAUGAGUUCACCCUUGCAAUCGUUCUGAAUGAACUCACUGGUCGCUUGCGAGUUCUUGCAGGGAUGCAGGUGCACUCGUUGAUGGUAAGGCGUGGGUUUUGUUAUGAUCGCUUCGCUUGCAAUGCUUUGUUGAAUUUGUAUUCCAAAUGUGGGUUUGUUGCUUGGGCGGUGAGAUUGUUCAAUGAGAUGCCUGAACAAGAUGUGGUUUCUUGGACUGCGAUGAUGGCAGGGCUCCUGGCGAACGACCGUGAGAGGGAUGCUUUUGAGGCUUUUCGUUCAAUGCGGAUAGCUGGUGUUGAGCCUAAUUCUUUCACCUUCGGCUGCUUCAUUGGGUUCUGUGCGAGUAUUACUGCCUUUGAAAGGGGGAUGCAAUGUCAUGCCCUUCUGUUGAAGUAUGGUUUGGAACUUGAUGUUGUUGUGGGGAGUGCACUGGUGGAUAUGUACUCCAAGUGUGGUGAGAUGAACUAUGCGCUGAGCCUCUUCCAGUGCUUGCCUGAGAAGGACCUUGUUUCAUGGAAUGGAAUGAUAUGUGGGUUUGCUCAAAAUGGAGAGGCUUCCAAAGCUUUGCAACUCUUUGAUGAGAUGGUGAGAUUACAUCAACCAUCGGUCACCCCAAACCAUAUCACUUUUGUGGGUGUCUUAAGUGCAUGCAGUCAUGCGGGCUUUGUUCAUGAGGGUUGUUGCUUCUUUAAUGACAUGGUUCAUGUGUACUCAAUCGAGCCCCUGCCUGAGCACUAUGCUUGUGUGGUUGAUCUUUUGGGCCGAGCAGGACUCUUAGAAGAGGCUGAGGCAGUUAUUCUAGCAUUGCCUUAUGAGCCUGAUGCAGUGAUAUGGGGUGCAUUGCUAGGAGCUUGUAGAAGGUGUGGGAAUCUGGUCAUGGCAAAAUGCAUUGCUGGGAGACUAUCCAUAGUUGAGCCAAAGGAUUCUUUCAAUUAUGUCCUCCUGGCAAAUAUGCAUACUGCUAGUAAGGAGUGGGAUGAGGCAUUGGAGGUUAGGGAGGUUAUGUCUGCAAAUGGGACUCAGAAAUUGAUGGGGAGCAGUUGGAUUGAGAUUAGGGGUCGUGUACAUUCUUUUGUGUCAGGUGGUUAUGUUCAUCAUCCACAACUUGAAAUAAUCUUUGAGUGGUUGCAGAAGUUGCAGCUGAUGAUGUUAGAGGAAGGGUAUCAGAUGGACUCAACUCAUGCGCAAUAAAAUUACAGAGUAAUGCAACCUGCAUUCAAACAACUUAUUUCAGUUCCCCAAGAUAAGUAGAGGAGAUGAUGUCUUAAUCAUAAGGGGGGCCCAUCUUUUGGUGUCAAACAUGCCUUAAAUUUUCAAUAAUCUGGUGUUUAUCUUCUCUCAGUCUUUGCACUUUUCUAACUGGAAUUUUUGAGUUUAUCAUCAAGAUAUCUGAUCAGAGAAUGACAGAGCAAUAUGUUUCUGUAAGCAGCGACAAAGAAAACAUUCAAAGGGACGAAGAUGAUGCAAUAGCCAACUCCAGUUCACAGUGGGUCUAUAUUUUUAAGGAUUCCUGUAUGCCUAGAUCCAGUGUUCUUUCUUCCUUGCUUGCCUUUGCACCAGCAAUAAUCAUGAAAUUGGAGCCUACUUGAUGCUAUGUGAGCAUUUGGGAAUAUUCUUCAGUAAGGCCCUAUGUGCCUAGAUUGAAUGCUUAAUUGGCAGUAUUCUGUUUUGCUGGGAGCCUUGCUGAUUUGUGUCUGACAGACCUGUAAGAACAAUGAGAAACACUUUGUCUGCCAUAUAAGAUUGUGGACUGACAGGUGCAUCUGGUAACUGCAAAACAAAUAUAGGAAAAAUUGGAAACAACUUUUGAGGGAGCAAAUCAAAGAGAAGAACCAAACUCCCAAGAAGACAAAAAAGCUCACCCCAACUUAUACCUCAUGGCUCAUGAGGAUGGAAAGAAAAAGAAGAAACAAAAAGAAAAAGAAGGCUUUGAUAAAGGGGGAGCAAAGCAAAGAAGAGAGAAAUGAGAAGAGAGAGAAAAAAUUCCAACUUGUUGCCUCAUGGCCAAUGAUGAUGAGGUGUACCAAGCAUCUUAUGGCAUGAAAGGAUCAAAUUCUCGAAAAUGGAUGCUUAGGACUUAAAAUGGAUAGAUGGUGAUAUUUGUAUUUGGAGGAAAAUUUAUUGGGUAGAGGACAGUGUUGGAAAGGGACCAAAAUUGUUGAUCCUCAGGUUGUUCAUCAUGAUUCUGCAUGUGUGGACCAUUCACAGUAAGCUUGUGGAGGCAGGGAUGAAAUUCAUCAUUCUUUUGUUAUUUUUGGAGCAUAUGAGAAGUAUAACAGCCUCUUGGGGUGAAUGUGUAUAUUUAAUUAUUGUACUGUUCAUUCAUGGUUCAACAUCAGGACAAGGAAAAUGUAGGAAGAAAAGUUCUUUAACUUCUACCCCUUCAUUAACAAAAUAACUUUGUAUUUGGUAUUCUUCUUCCACUUUAAUUCUUUCAUUGUUUUUUAGUUACUUUUGUUUCAUGCAAUUUUUGAAUAUUCUUCCUCUUUUUGCAAGCCAUUGUGGAGGAUAAAUUGUUGCUUAAGAACAUUACUAUUACUAUUUGAUAUAAAAGGAACGUUACUGUGACAGGGCUGCUUUGCUUUAAUAGUUGGCAAUUGUUGUUGAUGCUGCUAAAGAUGGUAAGGUAUGUGCUUGCUUAUAGCUCGGGCUGUGGUAGUUGAAGAUCAAUGAUUUGAAGGGAAUUUAACACUAAAUUAUCUCGAGUUCUUUAUGAAUAUGCUUUUUCUA